Molecule: messenger RNA, 1669 nt
Organism: Neomonachus schauinslandi (Hawaiian monk seal)
Lineage: Eukaryota; Metazoa; Chordata; Mammalia; Carnivora; Phocidae
Product: cytochrome P450 2W1
Exons: 9
Coding region: 1-1506 (501 amino acids)
Biological process (GO): xenobiotic metabolic process
Cellular component (GO): intracellular membrane-bounded organelle; cytoplasm
Molecular function (GO): iron ion binding; heme binding; oxidoreductase activity, acting on paired donors, with incorporation or reduction of molecular oxygen, reduced flavin or flavoprotein as one donor, and incorporation of one atom of oxygen
Source: RefSeq, a predicted model, not a curated record
AUGGCCCUGCUGCUCCUGGGGAUCCUGCUGCUCCUGGGGCUCUGGGGGCUGCUCCAAGCCUGCACCCCCACCCCCUCCCCAGCCCCUCGCUGGCCCCCUGGGCCACGUCCGCUGCCCCUCAUCGGAAACCUGCACUUGCUGCAUGUGUCCCAGCAGGACCGGUCACUGAUGGAGCUCUCAGAACGGUACGGGCCGGUGUUCACUGUUCACCUGGGGCGUCAGAAGACGGUGGUGCUGGCUGGCUACGAGGCUGUGAGGGAGGCCCUGGUGGGCACCGGGCCGGAGCUGGCUGACCGGCCCCCCAUCGCCAUCUUCCAGCUCAUCCAGGGAGGUGGGGGCAUCUUCUUCUCGUCGGGGGCACGCUGGAGGGCCGCCCGCCAGUUCACCGUGCGCACCCUCCAUGGCCUGGGCGUGGGGAGGGGGCCCGUGGCCGACAAGGUCCUGCAGGAGCUGAGGUGCCUCAUGGGGCAGCUGGACUGCUACGGAGGCCAGCCUUUCCCCCUGGCCCUGCUGGGCUGGGCCCCCUCCAACAUCACGUUCACGCUGCUCUUUGGCCGGCGAUUCGAAUACCAGGAUCCCGUGUUCGUGUCCCUGCUGAGCCUUAUCGAUGAGGUCAUGGUCCUCUUGGGGACCCCCAGCCUGCAGCUGUUCAACAUCUACCCCUGGCUGGGGACCCUCCUCCAACUGCACCGGCCUGUCCUACGGAAGAUAGAGGAAGUCCGAGCCAUCCUGAGGACCCAGCUGGAGGCGCGGCGGCCCCCCACGCCCGGGGGAGGCCCCGUGAAGAGCUACAUGGACGCCCUGAUCCAGCAGGGCCAGGGGAAUGACCCCCAAGGCCUGUUUGCCGAGGCCAACAUGGUGGCCUGUGCCCUGGACAUGGUCAUGGCUGGUACAGAGACCACGUCGGCCACGUUGCAGUGGGCUGCCCUCCUGAUGGGCAAGCACCCGAGUGUGCAAGGUCGGCUGCAGGAGGAGCUGGACCGCGUGCUGGGGCCCCGACGGCACCCCCGCCUGGAGGACCAGCGGUCCCUGCCCUACACCAAUGCUGUGUUGCACGAGGUCCAGCGGUUCAUUACCCUCCUGCCCCACGUGCCGCGGUGCAUGGCGGCUGACACCCAGCUGGGCGGCUACCUGCUCCCCAAGGGCACGCCUGUGAUCCCCCUGCUGAGCUCUGUGCUCCUGGACAAGACACAGUGGGAGACGCCCCACCAGUUCAACCCGGGCCACUUCCUGGACGCCGAGGGGCGCUUUGUGAAGCGGGCAGCCUUCCUGCCCUUCUCUGCAGGCCGCCGCGUCUGUGUGGGAGAGAGCUUGGCCAGGUCGGAGCUGUUCCUGCUUUUCGCUGGCCUCCUCCACAGAUACCGCCUGCUGCCCCCCCCCGGCCUCAGCCCUGCGGCCCUGGACACCACUCCCGCCCCGGCCUUCACCAUGCGACCGCCAGCCCAGGCCCUCUGUGCAGUGCCCAGGCCCAAGGGCUCUGACCAAGGAGACCCGGGGAGGGUCUGAGUCACUCCCCCAGGUCCCAGCUUGGGGUGCUCUGUGGAGGAUGGAGGCAGGACAAAUGGACGGACAGACAGAAAGCCCCUCAUGGGAGCCCUUGCUGGGCUCUUUGCUGUGGUUCCCCAAAGCCCCUCCUGGGCCAGAUCCUGUUCUUUCGGGGGCUCAGCCC